Molecule: messenger RNA, 7815 nt
Organism: Kwoniella shivajii
Lineage: Eukaryota; Fungi; Basidiomycota; Tremellomycetes; Tremellales; Cryptococcaceae
Exons: 12
Coding region: 1-7815 (2604 amino acids)
Biological process (GO): phosphatidylinositol phosphate biosynthetic process
Cellular component (GO): fungal-type vacuole membrane; endosome membrane
Molecular function (GO): 1-phosphatidylinositol-3-phosphate 5-kinase activity; ATP binding; metal ion binding
Source: RefSeq, a predicted model, not a curated record
AUGACAUCUUCCUCUCAACAAAUUGAUAAUUCCCUCGGAACGACAUCUUCUUCAAAUACCCAAACGCCAACCCAAACCCAAACCAGUAAUAGCGUCAAUACGUUGACUACAUUCCCUAAUCCAUUUCAAGAUGAACCUGAACAAGGUAUAUUACCUAGUCUUUUAUCUAAAGUGAAACAAACGUUUAUAUCCAAUACAAGUGGACAUACUGGUGGGAAUGGGAAAGGUGACAAAGGAUCUCAUGAUGGUCAAGGUUUAGGAUCAGGAUCAGGAUUAGUAUCAGGAUCCGGGUCAGGGAAUGUGCAUGGCAUAAAUCCAAAAACAUCAUACGGAAUCGAUCAAGGUGAGGGGUUUGGACAAGGACAAGGACAUGAACAUGGCCAUGGCCAUGGUAAAACGAAGAAUAGAUUAAUACAGACUGAAGCUCAAGCUAUCGCUGAAGCAGUCAAAAAAUCAACUCAGCAAGCUUCUUCAACUGCUGCCAACCCAAGUGCAGGUGCAUCUUCAUCAUCUCAAAGUAUAUCACAAGGAUCGGCCAGUAGCAACCAAGGUCAAAAUCAAAGUCAAAGUCAUUUGCACGGUAGAAGACAAUCUGGACCUGGAUUAGGAAUUUCCAUUCUACCAAUAAGCACUCUAUCACCCAAUGAGACCACUCGUCCGAAUUUACCUUUACCUCUACCUACUUCGUCUUCUUCAUCUUCCACAUCAAAUACUGGCAAUGUCCAAAUAGCAUCACCUUUAAGAAACCAUCAUAUCAGUAAGACACUUCGACCUCCACUGAGUACAGUCAAUUCAGUUGGAAGUGCAACUUCAUCAAUACAAUCCCCCUCCAUUCUAUCUUCCUCACAUACAGUCUCAAAUGCUAGUAUACCAUCCACAUCAAUAACGACAAAUCCAAUAUCGAAGAAAUUCCCACUACAAGCUCCCAAUGAAAGGCAAUGGAAACCAUCUUUAGCUGCACCUGCACAAGUCACAAUUUCACCUGUCACAAGUGUGACUACUACCGUUCAAAAUUCCUCAUCAAACUCAAAUCUCAAAACGAAAUCGAAUUUGAACAGACCUCAAACUCCAGAAAGUGGUUCGACUCCAUUUCCAAUAGGUAAUAUCCAUAAUCAUAACAGACACAGAGCACAUUUCAGCAUUCAACAAUCAUCUCAAAAUCAUGGAAUGGGUCAAACACGUUCUGUGACACCAUUACAUCAUCAUGCACACAUCAAUUCAUUCUCACAGUCACAUACACAGAAUCUGAGAGUUAGAAGAAGUUCAAUUGCAACAUUACCAGAUUCACCAAGUUCUGUAUCCAUAUCAACAAUGUUAGCUGCAAAUGCUGAACUAUCAACUAAUUUCAGUUAUGUACCUGGUUUCCCAUUGAAUCAAGAUGAUACCAGGUCUGUCAAAAGUUUAGGGUUUUCAGUCAAGAAACAGAAUUCGGUUUCGAAGAUUAUAAGAAGGAUGAGAGGUGAAGGUUUGAGUAAACAUUAUUGGAUGGCAGAUGAAAGCUGUAAAGAAUGCUAUGAUUGUAAAUCGAUUUUCACAGCAUGGCGACGAAAACACCAUUGUCGUAUAUGCGGUCAAAUCUUCUGUUCUCGAUGUGCAUCAAAUAUCAUAGGAGCCAGACGAUUCGGUCAAGAAGGUGCUGUCAGAGUGUGUAACCUUUGCCUCAAGAUCAUGGAGGAAUACAGAGACGAUGAUGAAGAUGAUCGAAGAUCUAUCAACUCAAUAACAACAUCCGUUCAUCGUUUCCCGAGUAUAUCUGAUCGAGCAUUCCUUGAUGCGGCCAUGUCGCCAGAAGUCCCUUAUGCCAAAUCACCGUUCGCUGCAAGUCAGCUAUUCUCCAGUCAUCCAAAUGAAUCAUUAUCGGCUAUCGAUGAAAGUUCCGCUCCAACUCGGUGGGGAGGAGAAUUUGAUUUGGAAAGGCCAUAUACCCCAAUUGAUACGGAUGAUCCACAGUUAUCUGAUUCUGAAGAUGCCCAUUUCUGGGCUAGUAGACCUCAAACCGCGGCUCCAUUUAGAAGACCAAUGGAGGAAGAACAGAAAAGUAAUCAUUUACAAGAAGAUGAGCCUGAAGUUGAACCUGGACUUGAAGCUGAACAACCCCAAUCAAGUCCAAGUAGUCCUGAAGCAGCGCCUAGUGGGACUCAGAGUAGAGCAGAACCUGCCAAGAAAGGCAGUAUGGGCCCACCACCUUUACCACCCAUCAGAGUAGAAUUCCCUAGAACCGACACGAUCUCAACAGAUGGUGGAUUGGAAACAAGGAUUCCUCUAAAUAGGGUUGAUUCUAAUUUACCAUUGAUAGGAUUGAGGACGAGGCUCAGCUCAAGAGCAAGUCAAGGUGGAUUAACAGCUUUACUGGACUCAGAAAAGACGGAAGGUCUAUGGAGAGCUAGAUCUCAUUCCUUCGCUAAGCGACCAGAACUUCUAUCCGGAGCGAGUUUGAAUCAUUUCCAUGUCACGCUUCAACAGGCCAUAGCACGAGCUGAACUUCCUCACCCACAACAAUGGCAUCGGACGCUUAGCAGUCUUCUCCUAAAAGUAUCUACCAAUCUUCAACCGAAUGUCAAGGCAGGAGACGAUAUCGAUGUAAGAGCAUAUGUCAAGAUCAAGAAAGUUCCAGGUGGGAAAAUCAGUGAAUCCGAAUACGUGGAUGGUAUCGUGAUCUCCAAGAACGUGGCCCAUAAAGCUAUGCCUCGUCGAUUGGUAAAUCCGAGAAUAAUGGUCGUCACUUUUCCCUUGGAUUAUCAUAGGGUAGAGAAUCAGUUUAUGUCACUUGAUCCCAUCUUGGCUCAGGAAAAGGAUUAUCUUCGACUUUUGACCAAAAGAAUCAUAGACGUCAGACCCCAUAUAGUCCUAGUACAACCGUCAGCAUCAAGAAUAGCACUCGAAUAUCUCCUUGAAGCGAAUAUAGCUGUUGCUAGAAGUGUCAAAGUUUCUGCCAUACAUCAAGUAGCAAGAUGUACUCAAGCAGACGUAGUUGCGUCGAUGGAUCGACUGGCUCUAGAACCUAGAUUAGGAAGAUGUGGAGAAUUCCGAAUUCAGUCUUUUGAACAUGAACUCAUACCAGGUAGACGAAAGACUCUAAUGCGUUUCGAAGGUGGUCAUCGAGAAUAUGGAUGUACUAUUAUUCUUCGUGGAGGUGAUUUGGCAACACUCAGAAAAGUCAAAAUAGUUACAGAUUUUAUGGCUUUAGUUGCUUAUCAUCUCAAAAAUGAGGUCAUCCUAUACAAUGACGAACACAAUAUCUUCCCUCCUCAUCCACCUUUGUCGAUAGAGUACCAAGAACUAUUGGACGUCUUGGAAGACGAAGAACCGAAGUCCCACUCACAUGAGAAGCUGACCUCGGAUGCAACGGUCGUACCGGUCGAAAGUGAGGAAGACGAGAACGAUGAGGAUGAACCAACGACUCCCAAAGCUGAAUGUAACGAGGACGAGGAUGAAAAGCAAGUGGAACGCAAGGAGGCUCUGCAAACCACUAAACAAAUCGCAGAAUCCCUUGAACCAUACCUCACUACAGUCCUCUCUGCAUCAGCAGCAAUUCGGUUUCCUCCUCCUGCCGCUCUUGCCAAAAUGGCAGAGCUGGAUCGAGCUCUUGCCAAUCUCCGACAAAGCAUCGACGAGGAAGAAGCUGCGCAAAUCCUACAAGAGGAAACAAAGGUGGUCGAACAAGUGAAACCCGUAGGACCGAUCGUUGAAUCCGAUUCUUCAUCAACAUCAAUAUCAUCCUCCUUGGUGGAAAGUACCGAUGCGCCUUCAACGGAGAUGACCUCAAGUGGAGCGAUGAGCGCUAUUCCGAUCUCAUCUGCUCCUAUGAAAGAAUCAGCUCGUGAUCCAUAUCGAGUUUUACGUAAACCGGAAGAAGUGGCUCGUGAAAGUGCAUUAGCACAAAUCGAACACGAUCACAGUGAACAAAUGAAGUUGUGGCAAUGGUACACCCGUCGAUUCAUUGAACCUCUUCGAGCAGAAGACUAUCAAGGUAUCGUCUAUCUGUACUCUCUUGGUUGUGAAGGCACGGAUAAACCUUGCGUCGAACCAGCAUUGCAAGCCAUUAAUUUCUAUCAACCCGGUGACCAUACCAUCGGUCAGUUCCUCGAACACUUAGCUCUAAAUGCCGCUCAGCGAUGUACUAGCAAGACAUGCGAAAGAUUAUUACUUUUCCAUUUCCAUCUUUUGGUGCAUGGUGAAAGGAGAUUACAAAUUGCUAUGGAUCAAUUCCCGUGUCCGUCGCCGGGACAUGAGGAUCAGAUUAUCACUUGGUCAUAUUGUAGACUGUGCGCUACACCUUCACCUACGACUAUCCUCCGGGAAGAAACAUGGAAGUUGUCUUGGGGCGCUUAUUUGGAACAUUGUUUCUAUCCACCUGAAACAAAAGCUGGAUUUGCUUGUCCUCACGAUGCUUACAGAGAUCAAAUAAGAUAUUUCGCUCAUAGGAAUUUGGCGAUCAGAAUUCAUAAUGAAUCUGUUGACAUAUACGAACCUCAAAGACCUUCAAUAACAUUACAAGUAAAAGCAGAAACUAAAGUGUUAUUGAAAAACCAAGAAUAUGAAAGCGCUUUGCAUAAGAAUGCAGCCUUCUUCGAUUCGGUUUUAUUCAGAUUAAGAAGUUUUGACACGGAAAUCUGUCAACCUGAGAAGAUUGGUUCACUCAAGACUGCAUUAGAAGGUAUGCUAUCUAGAGCAGUAGCAGAUAGGGAAGAAAUGGUAAAUCUACUCAAUCGAACGUAUAAACUCACACCUAUGACCGAUGUUUUGGCUCUCAAUACGGUUCUUAGGAAUCUGCAGGAUAAGGUUGUACAAUGGGACUCCGACUUCACUGAGGUUGAGAAGACCUUCAUGCCUUCUGAGAAAGACUUGAGGCGAAUGACUGCAACACACCUUAAACGUCUCUUCGCCAAUCAAGAUGUGUUCAACUCCCUUGAUCGCAAUGUAGCUAGCCUCACCGUAUCUGAAGCCGAUGAGAAGGAACCAAAAGAUACUUCAUCCGAAAUAACUCCUUUACCAAGUGAACCCCCUACGCCAGCUUUCACUCCAACGGACGUCAGCCAUGCGACUUUGACCGCGGAGCCUCCGGUAUACGAUCUGAACAGCGAUGGCGAAAACGCAAUGACUCCUUUGGGCGGAGUGGUCCAUCCGGCACCUGAUCCCCUAUCGCAGGCGGCGCCUCCUGAUGCUGAAAAAGAAUACAAUAGUGAUUCUACUAUCUCUGCAAUCAGGCGAGACUCACCUGGAAGAAGUCCGAUGAGAAUCGCUGAGUCAAGUGGGAUCGAUAGUGAUACUCAUCACUUUGUGUCUCGCUUACCUCGAAGAUCUAGACCAGCAGCAAGCAUUGCUGAUCUUGUACAACGCUUCAACGAUGCUACUCAUCUUCAACCCUAUGUGGUGACCGAAGAACCGGAACGACCUAGCUCUGCGGCAUCGACACGUCGCAAAGGUAGACGAAGUCCCCAUCCGGAGGCAUCUGACAGCGAUCACAGCUCCAAAGCCCGACCCCGCUUGCGUAGAGGAAGAACGGAGCAGCCUCCAGUCAAAUACAGAGAGGGAGGUAAACCGAGCGGUUUGCUUUCAGACGGCGAUAGAAGCUACGCCGCCAAUGCAUCGAGGAUACCUUCUACUUACGGCAAAAGCAGAUCUAUACCUACGCCCUCAACAGAUCAUCUUGGACCUGGAUUGCGGUCAAGAACACCUUCCUACACUGCUAUCAAAUCACCCCGCUCAACACGGGUUUCCCCCGAGCGCGCUUCAGACACCGCUGGCCCCUCGAAUCAUGCUCAACAUCUCGUCUCGGCUCCUGCAGAAUCGAAGCCUCGUAUGAUGGGUAAAGGGAAGUCCCCCAAACCACCAGACCCCACCACAGGUCGGUCUUCACCCAGUCUUAUGCGUACUGCUGCGCGAAGGACACUAGCCAGUUCCUCUCGAGUAACUUCAAUCGCAAGGCAUUUCGACCGCUUAUCUCGCGAAGCCGAGCGAGAACGUGCGAAACGUAUGUCUUUGGUCCGAGGCAAACGGGCUCGUCCAGUUGGAGUAACCAAAGCGAAAGUUCAAGUCUUCGACAACCUUCGUGAUGCAUUCAGAGACGAGUUUGAUACCGAUUCUUCAGAAGCUGAUAACGAAGAAGAUGAACUGGGCAGUGACGAUAGCGUCGAAUCUGCUAAUCAACUGGAUGAAGAUGAUCAACCUAAACAACGUAGAAAAUCUUCUCCUACGAAAUCUAGAUCUACUAAAAACUCACCUGUAGAAGCGACCACGCCACUGGAACCUAUUCCAGUAAAACCUGCCCCGUCAACCGAAUCAAUUCCAGAAGAAGCCAAAACCGAUGAAAUACCAAUUUCAGCUUCCGGGGUUUCCUUAGCCACCCAAUCUGUAUUGAGUGAUGCUAGAUCAGAAAUGUCCUUCACAGACAGGCUGCAGAUCGAAUUACCAAGUUUCGAAACAAGUGCUCCUCUACCAAGCCAUCCUGUGACACCUCAGCUAUCAACCGAUACAGCCGAUGAAACUCCAUUGCAUCAUACCAUGUCUCAAAUGUCCCAGUUAUCAGAUAAUGAAUUGAGUUCCGGUGAACAAAGAUCAAGCAUACUCAAAACUCUGACCGGUUUAUGGGCUUUCAGAGCUGGAGAUUUCACCCCCCUCGAAUAUCCUCUAUCUGCAUCUGAGCACUUAUUCGCGGAUUCAAGAGUCAUCAUACGUGAAAACGAACCUACCAGUGUCAUCGCUUUCACCCUUAGCUCAAAGACCUAUAGAGAUAAGAUGAGAGCAGAAGCCAACCAAUCGAAAAUGAGUAGUAACGGUAAAACAGAAAGUUUCAUGCCUGAGGACCAUCAUCAUGGGAAUGACAGAGCCUCGACAUGGGAUAUAGUCUCGAUGGAUGAAGCUAUGGAUCCUGAUGCUGAUAUGAGGAGAGAAGGUGGAACACACCUGAAGUAUGAUUUCGAAUCAGGGGCUUCGACAAUCUUUUGCAGGAUUUUCUUCGCCGAACAAUUCGCUGCUUUGCGUUCUGCCUGUCAAUGUGAGGAUAGCUUUGUCGAGUCGUUAGCGAGAUGCGUGCAAUUUGAUGCAGCUGGUGGUAAAUCGGGUUCAGCCUUCCUCAAGACUAAAGAUGAUCGUUUCAUUGCUAAAGAGAUCUCACGACUUGAGAUGGAUGCAUUAACCAAAUUUGCUCCUGCUUAUUUCGAAUAUACACGUAAAGCCUUUCAAGGACAAAGACCUACUGUUUUAGCGAAGAUUUAUGGAUUCUUCAAAAUCGGUUAUAGAAAUGCUAUCACAGGAAGAUACAUGAGGAUGAACGUACUUGUCAUGGAAAACCUAUUUUACGAAAGACGAUUCUCCAAAAUAUAUGAUCUGAAAGGAAGCACAAGAAAUCGACUCAUCCAAGCUACAGGACGAAUCAAUGAAGUGCUGUUAGAUGAAAAUCUAAUGGAAAUAGUAUAUAAACAUCCUUUGUAUCUUAGAGAUCAUUCAAAACGGAUUCUAAGAACGGCGUUGUUUAAUGACACGUUAUUCUUAUCUAACUUGAAUGUCAUGGAUUACUCUCUGGUCGUAGGUGUAGAUUCGGAAAGACAUGAAUUGGUAGUCGGUAUAGUCGAUUAUAUCAGGACUUUCACUUGGGAUAAGAAGCUUGAAUCAUGGGUGAAAGAUUCCGCCUUCUUAGGUGGAGCAGGUAAAGGUGAACCUACGAUUGUAACACCCAAACAAUAUAAAUUACGUUUCCGUACUGCUAUGGAAAGGUUUUAUUUCCCUUCGGUUCCUGAUAGAUGGACCAAAGUGGGUUCAGAUGAAGUUCAAAUAGAGGAAGAUGGUCAAUCAAUAAACAAUUCAACUAUCUAA